GAAAUUGGAUACCCAUCCGGUGAACUGGUCAGUUCGCAGCGACCCCUCGGCCGCAGAAUGUCCAGAGUGUCUCGGGACCUUCGACUGUACCUACGCCUGCUACACCUCAUGGGCCUGAUGUGCUGGCACUUCGAUUCGGAGGGCUGUCAGCUGGUGGCCACGCCCCAAAACGAGCGAUACGCCUUGGGUUAUGCGGUCUUGAUUUUGACCGCUAUUACUGUCUGCUUCACCUUUGCUCACCUCCAACCGGAUCGCUUUCACAUUCCCAUUUACAACCGAACGGGAAAUUUCUACGAGACCAUUAUCUUUCGCAUCACGUGCCUGGUUUUGAUCCUGCUAUAUGUGAUUCUAUAUUUCCGGCGGCACCGGCACAGGCGUCUCAUUCAACACCUAUUGCAACUCAACAGGCGGUGCGUGGGCUGUUCCACAGACCGCCAAUUUCUGCACAAUUUAAUACUCUACGGCAUAUUGUCCGUGGUCUCUUUUGGCAACUACCUGCAUGGAUAUAGUCGCGCUGGAAUGACCGGACUUCCGCUGGCUUUGUGUUUGGUGGUCUACGUCUAUGCCUUUCUGGUCCUCUGUCUGCUCCUAGUGUUCUUUGUGUGCCUCAAACAGAUCAUGGCUGCAGGCCUGAUCCACUACAACCGGCAGAUGGACCUAGGCCAUCUGAUUCCCGGUCUCCGAGGCAGGCAGCAGAUCCUCAGUGUUUGUGGGGGUGAGCUAAACGAGUGCUUUGGCUUGCUCAUGCUGCCCAUUGUGGCCCUGGUGCUACUGAUAGCGCCAUCGGGACCCUUCUUUUUAAUCAGCACCGUGCUAGAGGGUAAAUUCGGCCCCACGGAAAGCCUAGCUAUCCUCUUAACUUCCUCCACCUGGGACACGCCCUGGAUGAUCAUGUUGUUUCUCAUGCUGCACGCCAAUGGCAUAACGGCGGAAGCAAAUAAAACGGCAAAGAUAUUAGCCAAAGUACCUAGGACCGGUACUGGUUUAGAUAGAAUGAUUGAGAAAUUCUUACUCAAAAACUUGCGACAGCAACCCAUUCUAACAGCUUAUGGAUUUUUCGCCCUGGAUAAAAGCACUUUGUUUAAGUUAUUUACAGCAAUAUUCACGUACAUGGUUAUUUUGGUGCAGUUUAAGGAGAUGGAGAAUUCUACAAAGUCAAUUAGCAAAUUUUAA
Molecule: messenger RNA, 1173 nt
Organism: Drosophila rhopaloa
Lineage: Eukaryota; Metazoa; Arthropoda; Insecta; Diptera; Drosophilidae
Product: gustatory and pheromone receptor 39a
Exons: 4
Coding region: 58-1173 (371 amino acids)
Biological process (GO): sensory perception of taste
Cellular component (GO): axon; dendrite; neuronal cell body
Source: RefSeq, a predicted model, not a curated record